This is a messenger RNA of Staurois parvus, 247 nucleotides long. Lineage: Eukaryota; Metazoa; Chordata; Amphibia; Anura; Ranidae. The record is from the annotation of a GenBank genome assembly.
ACCUGCACAGGUAAAUACUGAUGUAGAAGCAAUCAGCAGUCAGUCUUAACCAGGGGCGGACUGACAACUCAUGGGGCCCCCGGGCAAUAGGGGAUCAUGGGGCCCUGUGUCCUUGCCCAAACUCAAAAAAGCCUAUGAAAAAUGUACCAGGGGCAUCUCAUGGGGCCCCCUACUAACCCCGGGCCCUCGGGCAGUGCCCGAGUUUCCAAAUGGUCAGUCCGCCCCUAGUCUUAUCAUUUUUUGCAAG